AUGAGUGUAUUCGUCAAUUCUCGUCGUGUUGUUUAUCGUGAUCCAUUCGAUGAUUUUCAUGUGACAUAUAUUAAAAAAUCUCCAAGACGUAUUUAUUCAAUCGUUGAUAAGCCUGCCAGAAUUGUUACUGUUAAAUCAAGCCCAUCUGUUCGAUAUCGUGUCAAAACAAGUAAUCUAUUUCAUUCAUCACCAUUCAACUUUAUCAUCUAA
Messenger RNA from Adineta steineri, 210 nucleotides. Lineage: Eukaryota; Metazoa; Rotifera; Eurotatoria; Adinetida; Adinetidae. The record is from the annotation of a GenBank genome assembly.